AUGAAUCUCCUCCUCCCCCUCCUAGCCAUAUUGAACCUUACAACCGCCCACCCCACCGACCCCAUCACCGCCGCCCUCAACACCGCCCACAACGCCGCCACCUCCAUCAUCCAAAACACCCCAAACCCCCCCAACAUCAACAUCAACGCCAACACCCCCAACCUCCUCCCGCUCAUGUGUUCCCCCACCGGCACCAACUACUGCAACCUCGGCAUCGCAAGCUACGCCCCCUCGGGCAGCGUCAAAUUCCGCGAGAUGUACGUCUACGACCGCUCAUGCCGGGGUCUCGGCACUACCCCGAUUAACUCGGAUAAGGGCCAUUUGUCGGUGCAUUCGUUGUUGCCGUGGACUGUGGAGGUGGAUGUUACGGGGGGUGCGGGGCAACCGGAUGGGUGGUUUUGGUAUGCGGGGCGGAAGACGGAGUUGGGGAAGGGGUUGGUGUGUGGGGAGUGUAAGGGUUUGAGGGAUUGGGAGUGUUGUCGGGUUGCUUUUGAUUGUCGGUAG
This is a messenger RNA of Aspergillus ibericus CBS 121593, 504 nucleotides long. RefSeq lists its product as uncharacterized. The record is from RefSeq and is a predicted model, not a curated record. The transcript has a single exon. Bases 1 to 504 code for a protein of 167 amino acids. Lineage: Eukaryota; Fungi; Ascomycota; Eurotiomycetes; Eurotiales; Aspergillaceae.